AUGUGUCACAUUUGUGCCAUCAUGGUAGGCAUAGCUGGCACACUGGUGAUGGCUGCACCACCCCUGAUUGCAGCUGUGUGGUUCCCACCCAGAGAGAGAACUACAGCCACAGUAAUAAGCCAGGCCUUUAACCAGCUUGGCUCAGCCGGCAGCUAUCUAGAACCUCUUUUGGUGCGCUCUCCUAGUAACAGCACCACAUCUGAUGAGAUCAGAAGUGACAUUAAGAGACUUAUGUUUAUAUAUGCUGGUGUUGGAGUAGCAAUACUGGCAGCAAUCUUGGUGUACUUCCCUACUGUGCCUCCCACUCCACCUUCUAUCACUUCCUCAGUAGAAAGGCUUAAUUUCAAGUCUAGUAUAAGGAAGAUGCUCAGGAACCGUGAUCUCAUGCUGGUCACCUUAUCAUAUGGCCUCUGUGUUGGAAUGCCUUCUGCCUGGAUGAGCGUGCUCAACUAUUCCCUCCAUGAUCUGGGCAUGCACCAGGGUGAAGCUGCAUGGGUAGGAGUCACGAGUGUUUUAGCUUCGGGACUAAGUGGUCUGUUAUCUGGCCGGGUGACAGAUCUGGUAUACGGUCAUGUGAAGCUGUCACUUAUUGUGACCUUAACUGGAAACCUGACUUGCUUUUACUGGUUCUUCCUCUUGACCUGGGGCUCCAUUACUGUCACAAAAUGGCAAAUAUACAUAUCUUUGGUGGGAGGCUUGUCGUUCAACUUUGCCUCGGUUCCCCUGUUCUUCGAGCUGGCUGUAGAGAGUGCAUAUCCAUGCUCAGAAGUCAUCGUUGGUGGUCUCCUUACUGCUACCAAUAAUUUCAUUGGGCUCUUAUUCCUCUUCAUAUUCUUCAUUCCCAACAUUGGUUACGAGUGGAUGACAUACCUGCUGCUAGGUGUGUCUGCAGCAACAUUUGUUCCACUUCACUUUGUGCAAGAAGACUAUUUCAGAUCCAAUAUUGACCGUCAUGCUCUUCUCCAGUCAUCCUACCAGCCAAUAUGACAGAAUAAUAAUAAUCAUGGAAAAAAUUUUGCACAAUUUUUUAUGAAUACUAUUUCUAUUUUAAUAUCUUUAUUGCAUAAUUUUUUUUUAGAUACUGUACAGAUUUGCAGUUUGGAGAAGCAUCUAAACUGUAGCAUCUACAUGGUUCUGGUAAGAUAGUGAUAGAAUUGAAUGAUGGUGAAAGUGUGUUUUCUUUUUGGGUCACCCUACCUCAAUGGAAGACAGCCAGUGUGUUAAAAAAAAAUUAUUUUGAGUCUAGUGUGUUUUUUAUACAUAGGCUGCUUUCAAUUAAUGGCUGUGGUUCUCAUAUAGUAUUUUAUUGCCUUGUUCACUGCUUGUGUUUGCACUUUUUAAAGUAGAACCUUACCUAAAAACCAGUACAGUUACAGCCUCUCCUCACUUAACAAUAUGUACUCAUUUACUGACAACUCGGACUUAUGAUGGGCUCUCUGACCAGUAUGCAUACAUAAAAUAAUGUAUAUUAGAGCUGAUUUUCUCUAUUCUGUUUAUUGCAAUAUACAGUACACUACUGUGUAAACAUACAAAAUAUACUAAAAAUGUUAUAACCGGUGCAAAAGUGACAUUAAAACAGUAUCAAAGAUGGUUGAUACAAACCCACUAACAUUGUACUACAGUGGUACCUUGGUAUACGACCUUAAUUAAUUCCAGAAGGCUGUUCAAGUGCCGAUCUUUUUGAGUACCGAACGAAUUUGUUUCCAUAAGGACUAAUGUAAAAUAAUUAAUCCAUUUGAGACCCCCAAAAAUACACUUGUAAAAGCACUUACAAAAAUACACUUACAGUAGACCCCUGGUUAACGAUAUUUUUUCAUUCCAGAAGUAUGUUCAGGUGCCAGUACUGACCGAAUUUGUUCCCAUAAGGAAUAUUGUGAAGUACAGUGGACCUCCGGUUAACGAUAUUUUUUCAUUCCAGAAGUAUGUUCAGGUGCCAGUACUGACCGAAUUUGUUCCUAUAAGGAAUAUUGUGAAGUAGAUUAGUCCAUUUCAGACCCCCAAACAUACACGUACAAGUGCACUUACAUAAAUACACUUACAUAAUUGGUCGCAUUGGGAGGUGAUCGUUAAGCGGGGGUCCACUGUAGAUUAGUCCAUUUCAGACCCCCAAACAUACACGUACAAACGCACUUACAUAAAUACACUUACAUAAUUGGUCGCAUUGGGAGGUGAUCGUUAAGUGGGGGUCCACUGUACAUACUAAUUGUUCGAGUUGGGAGCUGGAUGUAUACUGAGGUACCACUGUAGUAUGCUCCUCGCUUAGCGAUGAAUUCGUUUACUGACGUGGUCUUAGGAACGGAACUCAGUCAUUAAGUGAGGAGAAGCUGUAUUUAUUUUUUGAUAAAAAUGAGAGUAUUGUAAUUAGUAGCCAGUGCUGUGAGGCCCACAGGUCUAACACUUAUUUUCAAUUAAAUACAUGAAAUAUCAAAUAUAGUUAGUAGCUAGCUAGGCUAUUGUAACUGUUCACACUUAUCAAAGUGAGACAAGAGAACAGCAGCUUUUGAAGCAUUUGAAUUAGAAACCAGUGAAGGGCUAUGUUAAUUCUGUGGAGGCACAGCCUGUCUGGUGCUUCACUCUCAUGGGGACCUUGUUAGUGUGGUCAUUCAAGGGUAGAACCAUCAGUUGACUGGCCAGUACCUAUAACUUACAGCAGAAGUCGGCAAACUUUUUUGGCUAUUACUCCAAAACAAAUUUAUAUACAGCAAAAUUACCCACUAGACUUGAAAGUCCACAGAAUCUGGAAAACACAAGGAGCAUUCAAAUUCAAAAUACUAGUUUAUUGAAUCCAUUUGUCUGGAGAAUACAGUCAUACAAGCUGAAAAGUAUGUAUUAUAUGCAAUAAAGUAAUUUAAAAAAAAUGAAAAAUAAGCUGCAUGAACCUUCAUUACCUUCAAGAUUUUCAUUUUUACCACAUUUGGAGCAGUUUACCAUGGUUUCCCGACUUAAGACUUACAGUUACAGUAGUUACUGAUAAAAAAAAAAAAAAACAGCAGCAGCAGAAUUUUAAUACUUUUAGUUUUGAUUAUAAAAUGUUUUUACUAUAUUUUGUUCUACCAUUGUCUUGUGUUUUAUACAUAUUACAGUUUAAUUCUAGGAAAACAUUUACCAAAAUUUAGAUCUAUUGUCAGCCAGUUAAGCUGCCUUGGGUGUUUCAUGUGUUAGUAGGUGUUGAUGAAGGAUGUGUUUUAGCAGGUGUUGUUGAUGAAGGAUGUGUUUUAGCAGGUGUUGUUGGUGAAGGAUGUGUUCAUAUCAAAUAUGAGCCACAUGAGAAGGUAACAGUCAAGAUGAUAACUGCUAAUGAAUGCGACAACUGAUGGAUAAGAUAGGAUAGUAUAUUAAUUAUUCUUAAACUUUGCAUCAUGAAGAACUCCUAAACAGAGACUGGACAUGGGUUUAGCACAUUUUGUGAAAAUAAUAACAUGGGGAGUUGGAUCUAACCUAGGUCAAACCUGAUUACCUUCCAUUUCCAAGCAUGGUAUGAUCCCUACGAGUUUAGCUUUUCCGUCAUAAUUAUUAUAAUAAUGGACAUCAUGUGAUCUUGUAUUAUAUAUAAUUCACCAAAGAAUAACAGAUCUGAUAUUACUUUAGAUUGCAUGGUAACUUGUAAGAUUUAUCUUAUGUUGACAGUGAAAGGGUACACUUGUGUUUGUCAGAAUCAAGGAAAGGGAAGGGGGUGCCUUGAUGUUAGUGAAGGGCUCUUGAUCUAGGGAACUGGAGUUACAUUCCUUAGAUGAAACCUGAUUACCUUCUAUUUCUCAGGUACUACUUGACCCCUAUGGGUGAAAUGCUGUCUUGUGAAUUUACUCAUAAUUAUGCUUGCUUGAACAGUGAAUGACCUCUAAUUUUGCAUUUAAUUUUUAUAUCAGCCAUUGUAUUACCCUUGAGUUUAGCACUUCCCCAUCAAUGUAAUAAUAAAAUAUAAUUUCUUGAGUGAUGGUGAAAGUGUUGAAUGAUGAAAGUUUUUUCUUUCUUUUUGGGUCACCCUGCCUCAGUGGGAAAUGGCCAACAUGAGUAAUAUACAGUGGACCCCCGCAUAACGAUUACCUCCGAAUGCGACCAAUUAUGUAAGUGUAUUUAUGUAAGUGCGUUUGUACGUGUAUGUUUGGGGGUCUGAAAUGGACUAAUCUACUUCACAAUAUUCCUUAUGGGAACAAAUUCGGUCAGUACUGGCACCUGAACAUACUUCUGGAGUGAAAAAAUAUCGUUAACCGGGGGUCCACUGUAUAGUCACAAUACUGUGGCUGCAACAAUACAUGAAUAACCCGACAAUAUAUAGGUCUACACUCAGUGUCUACACUCUGAAGGAGGGGUGUUAAUGUUGCAGUUUUAUAACUGUAGUGUAAGUGUGCCUCUGGCAAGACAGUGAUGGAGUGAAUGAUUAUGAAAGUUUUUCUUUUUCGGGCCUGGUCACAGACCGGGCCGUGGGGGCGUUGACCCCCGGAACUCUCUCCUGGUAAACUCCAGGUAAACCCUGCCUUGGUGGGAGACAGCUGAUGUGUUAAAAAAUUUUUUCAGUCCGGCUUGUUCUACUGACAUGUCACAGUAGUAUAAGUUGGACCGAAACGUCAUCAUUAGCUUCAGUGUCAUAAGUACGAGUUAUUUGUGUAUAAUAUUUUUCGUAUUAUUAUAUAUUUAUUGUUUUUGUUUUAAUUUACAUAUUUAAAAUUUUGAAUGAUAAUUUGUAAAUGAAUUAUGUUUAACCAAAGAAUUUUAAAGCCAAGAUACAAUAAAUAAAUCUGCUGCUA
Molecule: messenger RNA, 4745 nt
Organism: Cherax quadricarinatus
Lineage: Eukaryota; Metazoa; Arthropoda; Malacostraca; Decapoda; Parastacidae
Source: RefSeq, a predicted model, not a curated record